AUGAGAAUUGGAUUGGGUAAUCUACGAAACUUUUCAACGCACGCACGUAAACUAGAAUCCUUAUCGCGUGAUUUCAGGACGGAUACGAUAACAGCUCCGACUGAUGAGAUGCUCGCCUAUGCAUUAGCACAUGCGUCGCGUGGUGACGAUGUAUACGGCGAAGACGAGAGCACGCAGAAGUUCGAACACAAAAUAGCUCGUAUGACUGGAAAACAAGCUGCUAUGUUCUGCGUAUCGGGUACAAUGUCCAACCAGGUCGGUUUGCGCACCCACCUAACGCAGCCGCCACACAGCGUUUUGUGCGAUGCCCACGCUCAUAUUUACAAAUACGAGACGGGUGGUGUAGCAUUCCACUCCCAGGCCCAGAUAACUCCCGUCGAGCCGGUGAAUACACACCAUCUCACUCUGCAAGAUGUACAGAGCCAUGCUGUGCUAGAUGAGGAUCUCUGCUCUGCUCCUACGCGCGUUGUUAGUCUUGAAAAUACAAAGAAUGGCCUCGUUUUCCCUCAGUCGGAGAUGGUGCGCAUAAGCGAUUGGGCUACUAGACAAGGUCUCAUUAUGCAUCUCGAUGGCGCGCGUCUUUGGAACGUGCAUGCGGCUACUGGCCUAUCCAUCAAACAGCUCUGCGAUCCUUUCCACAGCGUCAGUUUGUGUUUGAGUAAAGGUGUCGGCGCACCCAUCGGGUCCAUCCUCGUCGGCAGCGAGAAAUUCAUUGCCAAAGCUAGAUGGUUCAAGAAGCUGUUCGGAGGCGGUAUUCGUCAGUCAGGAUUCAUGGUCGAAUGUGCCGACUUUGCCAUUGAUAAACACCUCCCCCUCAUUAAGAAGACACACUCACAAGCCCAGACCCUAGCCAAGGGUUUCGAAGAACUCGGUAUUAGGAUAUUGUCGCCGGUGGAAUCAUCCAUGGUCUUUUUCGACUGCACCUCCAUUGGAGUGACGCUCGAAGAGUUUAUUCAGCACGUCAACAGCCAUGCUGAUAUUGUUAUCGGAUCUAACAGGAUCGUAGUACACCAUCAAAUUUCCGAUACGGCAAUCGAACAACUCUUAGAAGCUGCAAGGAGCCUGGCGCAGCUGAAAAGAUCCCCGCUUGCUUCCACGGCUGGUCAAUUUGGUCAAAUUUACCAACGUCGCACGUAA
Messenger RNA from Wallemia ichthyophaga EXF-994, 1137 nucleotides. RefSeq names its product Low-specificity L-threonine aldolase. The transcript is spliced from 5 exons. Gene Ontology annotation, cellular component: cytosol. Gene Ontology annotation, molecular function: L-allo-threonine aldolase activity. Lineage: Eukaryota; Fungi; Basidiomycota; Wallemiomycetes; Wallemiales; Wallemiaceae. Gene Ontology annotation, biological process: L-threonine catabolic process; glycine biosynthetic process. The record is from RefSeq and is a predicted model, not a curated record. Bases 1 to 1137 code for a protein of 378 amino acids.